Molecule: messenger RNA, 2037 nt
Organism: Chinchilla lanigera (long-tailed chinchilla)
Lineage: Eukaryota; Metazoa; Chordata; Mammalia; Rodentia; Chinchillidae
Gene: Ccnl1
Product: cyclin L1
Biological process (GO): regulation of transcription by RNA polymerase II
Cellular component (GO): nucleus
Molecular function (GO): cyclin-dependent protein serine/threonine kinase regulator activity
Source: RefSeq, a predicted model, not a curated record
CCGAGCCCGGCUUCCUCCGAGGGCGAGCUUUUCACCGGACCGACCCAGGCGCGUCCCUGUUUCCGCGCGACGCUCCGGGGCGGCGCCGUCCGGGCCGCUCGCCCGCCGCCCGCAGUCCGUCCCCAGGCCGUCCCCGCACGGAAGCUGACAGCGCCGGGCCCGCGGGCGAAGGUAGGAGCCGGCCCGACGGGACGCAGGCCUCGAAGGGACGCCACCCUGACAACUCUCAGGGGAAGGUAUUUUCGUGACACUCCCUCAUUCCGGCACCGAAACGCGUCCGAGCCGGGCGGCCUCGCCCCGAGCCCACACUGGGCGCGCCGGCCGGGAGGGACUAGCUGGCGCGCCGGCCGGCGCGGUGACGUCAGGGCGGACGCGCACGCGGCGUGCAGCGGAUUGUUGCCAUGGCCUGCAUUAAUCUUGCAUCAAAAAUCGAAGAAGCACCUAGAAGAAUAAGAGACGUGAUUAAUGUGUUUCAUCACCUCCGCCAGUUAAGAGGAAAAAGGACUCCAAGCCCCUUGAUUCUUGAUCAGAACUACAUUAACACCAAAAACCAAGUUAUCAAGGCAGAGAGGAGGGUGCUAAAGGAGUUGGGAUUUUGUGUUCAUGUCAAGCAUCCUCAUAAGAUCAUUGUUAUGUAUUUACAAGUCUUAGAAUGUGAACGUAAUCAAACCCUGGUUCAAACUGCCUGGAAUUAUAUGAAUGACAGUCUUCGAACCAAUGUUUUUGUUCGCUUUCAACCAGAGACUAUAGCAUGUGCUUGCAUCUACCUUGCAGCUAGAGCACUUCAGAUUCCAUUGCCAACGCGGCCCCAUUGGUUUCUUCUUUUUGGUACUACAGAAGAGGAGAUCCAGGAAAUCUGUAUAGAGACGCUUAGGCUUUAUACCAGAAAAAAGCCUAAUUAUGAACUGCUGGAAAAAGAAGUAGAAAAAAGAAAAGUAGCCUUGCAGGAAGCCAAAUUAAAAGCAAAGGGAUUGAAUCCUGAUGGAACUCCUGCCCUUUCAACACUUGGUGGAUUUUCUCCAGCCUCUAAACCAUCAUCACCAAGAGAAGUAAAGGCUGAAGAGAAGUCUCCAGUCUCUAUCAGUGUGAAGACAGUCAAAAAAGAACCUGAGGAUAGACAGCAGGCUUCCAAAAGCCCUUACAAUGGUGUAAGAAAAGACAGCAAGAGAAGUAGAAAUAGUAGAAGUGCAAGUCGGUCAAGGUCGAGAACACGAUCGCGUUCUAGAUCACAUACUCCAAGAAGACAUUACAAUAAUAGGCGGAGUCGAUCUGGAACAUACAGCUCAAGAUCAAGAAGCAGGUCCCGCAGUCACAGUGCAAGCCCUCGAAGACAUCAUAAUCAUGGUUCUCCUCACCUUAAGGCCAAGCAUGCCAGAGAUGAUUUAAAAAGUUCAAAUAGACAUGGUCAUAAAAGGAAAAAAUCCCGUUCUCGAUCUCAGAGCAAGUCUCGGGAUCACUCAGAUGCCGCCAAGAAACACAGGCAUGAAAGGGGACAUCACAGGGACAGGCGUGAAAGAUCUCGGUCUUUUGAGAGGUCCCACAAAGGCAAGCACCAUGGUGGCAGUCGCUCAGGACACGGCAGGCACAGGCGCUGACUUUCUUCCUUGGAGCCUGCAUCACUUCCUGGUUUUACGUAUCUGCAGUAUGAUGUAUGGACUCACAAACCAUUAAGAGCAAACUGAUUAGGAUUUGAUUUCUUAAAACCCUCUAGGUCUCUACAAACACUGAGGACAUUUUCUUUUGAAAAAACUAUGUUAAAUUUUUUUGCACAUUGAAAUGCCCUAGCAGUAUCUAAUUGAAAACCAUGGUCAGGUUCAAUUGUACUUUAUUAUAGUUGUGUAUCGUUUAUUGCUAUACAAACUGGAGCGUGAAUUCUGUACAAAUGUAUCUUAUUUUUAUACAGAUAAAAAUUGCAGACAUUGUUCUAUUUAAGUGGUUAUUUGUUUAAAUGAUGGUGAAUACUUUCUUAACACUGGUUUGUCUGCAUGUGUAAAAGAUUUUUACAAGGAAAUAAAAUGCAAAUCUUGUUUUUCUAAA